CCGUCUCCAGGUGGCUCAAACUCCACUCCAAGCCUGGGAAGAAGGAGAAGGAGCGAGGGGAGAUCCAGGUCGGCAUCCACUUCAGCCGCAGCAGCUUGACAGCCAGCAUGUUUGACCUGUCCAUCAAGGACAAGCCCCGGUCGCCCUUCCGCAAGCUGAGGGACAAGAUGAAGGGCCGGCAGCAGUACGACCUGGAGUCCUCCUCGGCCAUCGUGCCCAGCAGCAGCGGCGCCGCCCUGGACGAGGACCUGAGCCCCGGAGGCAGGCAGGCGAAGGGCGGUGGCAUCGGGGGCUUCCUCUUCAAGAACAGGCUGCGCAGGUCUUCCUUGACGCAGUCCACCACCUCCCUGGGCUCCGACAGCACCGUCUCCUCGGCCAGCAGUGUGGCGGGCGUGGCUGCCUCGGAGGGCAUGGCAGCCCCCUCCCCCAGCCGGCACGGCAGCCUCUCCAUCGGCCGUGCCGUGAGAGACUUCCUGCCUUCGCCGAAGCUGACCCACAAGCGGGCGUUCAGUGACGAGGUCUCCCAGAUCAAUGCCUUGCCAGAGUCCAGAUCCGUCCAGAACCUGAAGUCACAAAACGAGCCUGUCUUCCGCUCUUCUCUCUGCAUCAACGGAAGCCACGUCUACUUUGAGGAGGCGUCUCCCAGGCCUGCCCCGUCUCUGUCCUCCACCGCUGCUCUUCCAAGCAGGCCCCCGAAGCCAGUGGAGAGCUUCAGCGCUGGGUCUUCCGCCCCGGAGUGUGAGCCGCCCAUCUGGUCCAGCGGUGGCAGCUUCCCGAGAGGCUCACAGAAAGACCCUCCCCGCUUCAUCCCCUCCCCACCAAUCCUGGCCGCCCAGGAGGAAGACAAGCUCUCUGUCAAGACACUGGCCCUCAGCAAGCAGCGCAACCGGGCCAGGAUGGACGAGGCGGCACACGCGGAGGGCAGGCCUGUCCAGAUAGCCAAGCCCAUGGUCUUUUCGGCUGAGGCGGGGCGGGGGAGGGCCCCGGAGGAAGCCCAGAAGGAGGCGAAACCUGCCCGGUCCGGCUCUUUCUGCUGGGGCAGCACCCAAGAGAGCGCCAGGAAGGGCAGCGGGGCCGAGAAGGCUGCGGCAGCAGCGGGGCUGGAGGGAGACAAGAGCAGCAGCUGGUUCAGCAUGAAGGAUGCCCAGGACCCCUCCCAAAGGCCCAGUUCCCAGUUUGGGCUGCUGGCUACGACAGAGGUCACCAGGGACACUUGUGUCUGGGAGGAUCGCGGCCCCUCUGCCUUCCUCAGAGCCGGAACCCUGCAGCCCGAGUCUGCCCCCCCGAGUGUGAGUGCCUUUGAGCCGGCGGCUGCCGCCGCCGCUGGCACCCCUCUGGAAUGGGGUGACCCCUUUGAUGCCUUUGCGACCAGCAGGCUGAGGCCAGAAGCUCAGACGGACCCUCCAGAGGACACCAGCCCUCCCCAGAUCUCAGCUGGACUUCCCCUGCGAUGGCCGAGAGAGGCGGAAGGGAGUCCGGGCACAGCCCUUGAAGAGACGCUGGCAGGAGGAGGGAGCCUGGGCAAGGAGCCGUGGGGCACAAGCCUGGAGAGCAGCCCUGGCCCCCCUCCUCUGCAGGGGGCCGGGGGGCCCUUGGGGGCCUGCGAGGAAGAUGCGAGGCUGCACUGGAAAGAGGCGGAAGUUGCAAACUCCGGGGGAGGGGGACAGCAGGCCUCGCCUGUGGAGGCGCCUGCCACAGUCUCUGGCGCGGCGCUGCCCCUCAGCUCGGCCUUGGGCAGCAGCGUGAGCCCCCUGGGCUCUUUGGAGAGGUGUCCUCUGUGGGCCCCCACUGAAAGCAGGCGGGAAAGACCAGCAGUGUUGCCGCUAGGAACUGCCCACACCUCCGAGCCGGAGACAGGGGAGGAUGCCUCUGCUGGCACCUGUGGCUGGGACCCUGCCAGGCAAGAGCCAGCUGCCCUCCAGAUGCCCCCAGAGGAGGCAAACCGGCUGGGCGGCAGUGCUGAGGAGGGGAGGGGGCUGCCCUUGGAGAGCUGGGAGCCAAGAGGGGCGGGCAGGCAGGCGACCGAGGCGGCCCCGGCAAAGCCCCCGAGGACGUUCAGCUCCCUCAGCCUGGAAGAGGAGGCAAACAGGGCUCUGGGGGGGACGCAGGCAAGGUGUGGAAGCCGGGAGGGCCCAGGGGGGGCAGCCGAUGGGCAAGGCCCCCCCGUGGAUGACGGCAGCACUCCUGGGGUAAUUGGCGCAGGUGGCGGGAAUGUGGGCCGUGGCACCGAGCGCCGACUGCUUCCUGCCGCAGACGACAGCCCUGCAAGAGCUAAUGAGCUGACGAGGCAGGCGGGCUCUUUGGGGGAUUUGGUGCGAGCAGCAAAUGAGGGGGCCGGGGGGGCCAAGCAGCUCGAGACUUGCCCUGGGAAGCCAGGCCUGGAAGGUGGGGGUGGGGAGCCUUGCGAGGGGCUCUCUUCAGACACGAGGCCUGAGGAGGGGGGGCUCGGGCCUUUCGGGCCGCCUCCAGAGCCCAGCCCUUCGGUGCUCUUCUGGACCGCCUUGGAGGAGCAGCUGUUGCAGUCCUGGGCUGGUGCCAGUCCUGAGCAGCCCAGAGGUCUUGGCGAGGGCCCCUUGGAUCACAGGCCUGGUCUGGAGCAGGGAGACAGGGCUGCCCUGACCUCCUCGCCCGAGGCGGACCCAGCCGCAAGCCACAGCAGCCGGGCCCCGCUAGCCUUGUCUGCAUCCCCCCGGGUCCUAGUGAGUGGGGGGCUAAGGCAGGGGCCCAGGGGCAGCAGCUCAGCCAGCGACUCGGAGCUGUCCUCCAGUUGGUCGGACGACAGGGUGGUAGACUUCAAGAAGGCCAACUUCUGGCAGGCGGAGAGGGGGGAGGAGGAGGGCAGCCCCUCCGGCAACCCCUUUGUGUCCCGGGUGAGCCCCCAAAAGAACCCCUUCGUGGAGACCUUCCAAGUCUCCCUGGCUGCCGGCCCGAGCUUAAGAGACCACCACUCAGAGGCCGCCCCCCAAGGCUUGCUUCCUGCGACCCUCCUCUGCGACCAGCCGGCUGCUCCCUUCCCGCAUGACCACCAGCCCUUGGCCUUCUCCACUCCUUCUCUGGAGGAGGAGGCAGCCGUGAGCUCCGGGGAGUUCGACUUCCCUUCCCCCAUCGUGCCUCCAGCCACCAGGGAGGGGUCAGCGGCCAGCAGCCUCCUUGCAGCCCGCCUCUCCCUUGCUCUGCCAGCGCCCAGCUCGGAUGCCGCAGCGUCUUCGGUCUCGCCCAUGGAGACUCGGACGGCGGAGGAGGUGCCUGCCCAGCGGACAACCAGUCCACACCCAGUGAAGCCCAUCAGUGCUUCGAGGCCAGCAGAGAAACAGCGCCGAGCCAGCCUGCCCCUCGGCCAGGACAAGCUCAAGCCGAAGCCCACGAGCGGCAGCAAUUCAGGCACUCCAAUUCUGCCCCUAGAAAAAACAGACCUGAAAAGGGACCCUUCUCUGCCAGACUGCUCGGCCAAGUACUACCACCUGACGCACGAUGAGCUGAUCCAGCUGCUGCUGAAGCGAGAGGCGGAGCUCAGCAAGAGCCAGGAACACAUCCGGGAGCUGGAGAGCUACAUCGACCGGCUGCUGGUGCGCAUCAUGGAGCAGUCGCCCACCUUGCUGCAGGUCUCCCUGGCUGGUGGGCCCAAGGCAGCCAAAUGACCCCCCUGGCCCCCCAUGGCUGAAGCAGGGAGAGGGGCGGGCCUGCAGCGUGCGCUGUGCUUCCUGGACAUCUGGCCACAGACCAUGUCUGGCUUGCCAGCAGAGGAGGCAGUCUCUCUGCAAAGCCACUGGGGGACCCGCCCUUGGCUGGGAAGCCACCCCUCCUGUGGAAGGGCAGCCCCGGCCGGGUGCUGAGCUUGGUUCUGUUUCUGGGGGCGGCAAUUGUUGACAAGCGUUCCGGCCAAUCACUGUGCAAGUGUGCACUGGUCCCAGCGUGGGAUUUCCUGGUUGUAUGCUGGGUCUGUGACUGUUUGAUCUCAGUAAUCCUGCCUGUCUGGUGCAGAGUGGGGGUGGGGCGGGAGCUGUUUGGAUGGGCUGUAGGUCCUGCAGAGGCCAUUUGCAAGGCCUCUCUGGCAGGCUGGGAAUGGGGGCUGCUGCCCCUGAUGCAGUCUGCGUGGCUUGCAAGUGUGCUGGGGUCAUGUUGAGGCAGGCAGGCAGGCAGCCUCGUGACUGCUGCCGCCGCCCGGGGGCUCUGUUGGCUGGCUGCUGUUGACCUGGCCGCCUGGGGCUCAGGGUGGGUUGCCAUGGGCUGGGCCUCCACUGCUGCCCCCUGCCCCUCUCCCUGGUGGGGGAACUGGGCAUACCUCGAUGCCCCCUUCUCCAGCCUGUCCUCUUUGUCCCAUGAUGCUCUGAGGCUGAUGCAAAGGAGGAAGCUGCCACGGAUGAAGCACUGCACACCCACACACACACCCCUGGUGGCAGCAGCAGCAACAAUCAGGGAAAGAGUGCCUUUGUGAUCCUCAGAGGAAGAGCAGCUGGUUCUUCCCUCUUGGGCAAUAACAGAUUUCUCUUCAUGCUCUGUGACCCUGCAGACUUCUUCUUGGGGCCGGUCAAAAUGAUGUGCGGCUGGCUGGCUUUUCCUGUUGGGCUCCAGCCUGGCAUAUGUGCUGCUGGAAACCCGCCCUUUACUCCCCCUUGUCCUUGUUGGCUGGUCUCAGACUCCGGGUCGGCCUCUCCUUCGUAUGCUGCAGGGCAGGACGUCCUUCCCAGACUGGGGCUCUACUCCCUGCAUGGGGACGGAUGCCUGCUGGUGGUGGGGCAGGUUUGCCCUGGUCCUCUGGGAGGGGCUUCUGCUUGGCUCCUGGGAUGCCUCUGCUUCCUGCUCCUCCCUUCAGCCCAGCAGCCAUGGCUGCUGCUUGUCACCUUCCCCUGGCUUCCCUACGCGGAGUGAACUUGCUUGAAGAGAACCAGGCAGUAGAAAAGAGCAUCUCCUCAGCUUCCUUUGCUCUGCCUUGCUAUGACUGGCAGCCCACCUCCCGCGAUGGCCACCAUUUGCAGCCUUAGCUGGGGCUUCUGCCACCUUCCAAGGCUCAAGUGCCAUGUCCCGGUGGGGCAUUCGGUUGGGGAGCGGGGGUUUGAUGAUGGGGCAUUUCAGAGUUCCCGCCUCUUGGCUGGCCUCUGUAUGGCAAGGCAAAAGGUGCCAAGAUGGCAGAGCUGUUGCUUCUGAAACAUCUGGGGCAGCAGGCCCUUCUGGCCAUGUUCGUUCCAGAAAUGCUGGCUGACACCUGGCAGUUAGGAACAACACCCCAGCCAAAGAGAGGCCACCUGGAGCUGAGCGCCUGCACUGCUUGCUUCUGCUCCUUGUCCCUGCUCCCCCGGCCUCUCAGGGUCUUCUGGACCUUUGAGGAAAAUGUUGCUUGUGCUGAAACCAGAAAUCCAGAUCCCGCAUCCUCCAGAAUUUACUCCAGAGAGCUGCUGGGGAGCUUUAACAAGGAAGAGGUGAGCUGGUGACAGAGGCCGCAGGUGUCUUGCUUCCCUUGUGCUGAGUCUGGGGGCCAGAAGAGGGGUGGGGGUUGGGCUGAGCAGGUCUGCAGUGCAGAAGGUGGGCUCUUCUGCUGCCCUCAGCGGCUGGGCUGCUGCAUGCCGCUCUCCCGCACCUGCCUUGCCAAGGUAAAAGGAGCAACCCCCUUGCCGAGGGCUGCGUAGCAUUUCCUGGAGAGAUCUCCUCCUUCCUUCCGCUGCCCUCCCUGCUUCCUUCCGUUGCCCUGUCAAGGCCCAGCUCAAUCUGCUUGCUUUUGCUGACUGCUCCGGCUCAGACAAGAGACCCCCAGCAAAUGAGGCAGGCUGUGCGUGUGCGUGUGUCACCUUCUGUCUGUUGGGAUGAGAACAGUAUUAGUCUUCCUUCCCUGUGACCAAGUCUGGGAAAUGUGUGUGUGUCCACACACGUGCAAUACUGGGAUUUAUGGUAGUUUUUCCACCCACAUUUCCUGUACGCAGUGCCCGAAGGGAAGAGGACCUUGCUUGUAUUAAGAGUUUAUUUUUUGGGUUGGGGGGUGGGUGGUUACAAAGAACAAAUCGCUUGUUAAAUGUUUCAAGCACUUCAAAGAGACAAUAAAAACAGUUGAAUUUUGUUGCUUAGAAA
Molecule: messenger RNA, 6060 nt
Organism: Sphaerodactylus townsendi
Lineage: Eukaryota; Metazoa; Chordata; Lepidosauria; Squamata; Sphaerodactylidae
Gene: RAB11FIP5
Product: RAB11 family interacting protein 5
Exons: 5
Coding region: 108-3638 (1176 amino acids)
Biological process (GO): regulated exocytosis
Cellular component (GO): phagocytic vesicle; recycling endosome; secretory granule
Molecular function (GO): small GTPase binding
Source: RefSeq, a predicted model, not a curated record